AGCUCUCCUCAUCUGCCCUGCCCCUCGUUAGCUGGCUCGUUUCCUGGAAAGGGGGUCUUGUGGGGGGGCCUCGAAGGGGAAGAGGGUCACCCUGUUAGUCCGCUUUGUCACCCAACCUCUCCAGAUGUUCUUCCAGCCCACCCUCUACCCCCGGAACGCUCCCCAACCCUGGAGCGGUCCACGCAGCCUCUGCAUGUUCACAUCCCUCCUCCCCGCCAGGAGGCCUGAGGGAAACGAGCCACAUUUAUUUGUAUAUUAAGAUGAUGCCGUCUUCCUCCCCCUGCUGUGCAGCUGUUCCCGGGCAGAGCCCUUGCUGAUGGCCUGGGGGUGCCAGCGGGGCACAUGGUGCGGGCUCCUGGGUUAUUGCCCAGAUCCACUCCUCCUGUACGGACCUGACGGAAGAGGAACUGGCCAAGCUGGGGGUGUCCCUGUUUAACUGCCAAGCGAGCGUGGAAGGGCGCAGGACCUAUCCCUGCACUGCAGACAUGCCCCUCGCGGAAUGCACCACCGACAUGGACCCCGACACCUGGAACGCCUACCACAUCGUCAGCAACCGGGCCCGCGCCGUCUGCUACUCCACCCGCCAGAUGCAGUUCAAGCGCCGGACGGAGCACACGGUCAACACGCUGGUCUCCGCCGCCGUGAGUCAGCUGGAGGCCAUGAGGCUUCUGAAGGACGGCCAGGAGGAACUGAAGGAGCUGACGGCAGAGUCCCUGCACAAGGUGGUGAGCAGCCAGCGCGAGCUGCUGCUCCAGCAGGAGACGCUGCAGGGCAGCCAGGAGCAGAUGGAGUCCUCCAUCCACAGCAACCUGGAGCAGCUGACUCAGGAGAAGGCCUUGAUUGCCAGCGGGCAGCAGCAGGUGGCUCAGCUCAUUGAGGGCAUCACCAAGAGGAUGGAGAACGUGAGCAGCCACCUAGAUGACCAGGACGUGGAGCUGCAGCAAGGACACAGAGCCAUCCUCACCGACCUCACCCAGAUGCAAAGGCGAGCCCAGGAGGUCUACUCCAAAAUAGAGGCCAACCUGGCGCUGUUCCUGGCCUACCAGAACCAGACAGCCCUGUACUACGACGAGCUGAUGGGGAAGCUGCACAGGAUGAACCGGAGCCUGGGCCUGGUGCUCUACGCCGUGGAUCACAUGCAGAGCAGCGUGGAGGGCCGGCUCCUGCACAUUCAGAGAUUCAUUGGCUGGGCAGGAGUCAGCCUCGGCGCCGCCUGCACCUGCGUCCUGCACGCCGGCUACUUCCUGCUUUCGGCUCUGCUCAUGACCUUCCUGCAGACCCCAGGCCUCCCCCGCGCCGUGCUCCUGGUCUUGGUCAUCGCCAACGCGCUCUCCGAGCUCAACCACGCCGUCUCCCUGGGCUUCAAGUCCCUCACGCUUUUCCUGGUGCUCGUUGUCACCGGUAACUGGCUGCUGGCGAGCAUGUGCUGCUGCGCCCGGAGCGUGAGGGGCCGGAAGCCGCCUCUGGCGCUCUCACUGACUCCCCAGAGGGCAGCGGGGGCCAGCAGCCCCGAAGCAGAGCUCAAGGAUGAUCCCCGCUGUCAUAUCACCUCCACCCCUGACAGGGAGUGUGAAAUCGGCCUCUUGCGGGAAGAGCUGAACAAGCUGGAGGAGAUGAGCUACCUGCAGGACGACUCCUGCCUGGGGAGGGCGCCCCCGCUGACGGGAAACCCCUUUCGGGAUGGGGGUGUGCCGCUGCCCCCUACAGGCUGGAAGGCACAGCAGAGAUCCGCUGCUCUGCCGGCUCCCUCCGUCCCCAUCGGGAACUUGCGCCGUGUCACUCUGAGCCGCACCAGCAGGCACGAGGUGUUGGAGAGGCAGGCCACACUGGAGAGGCGCCACCUGGGCCCCGCGUUCGAGCCCUUUUCUGACUUCAGGUCCUGUAGCCUGGACCAGUCCAUGGCUAGCGACAUGUCCACCUCUUCGAUGUCUCCGCGACGCCUGUGCCAGGGCAUCACCAAGGCCGGGCAGCCAUGCCGGAAGAAGGCCGUUCCCGGACAGGAGUUUUGCCACGUUCACGUAUCUGGACAAGUAUCCUACACCAGCUGAGCCUUGGGGCUCUCCGUCUAACCUGUGCAGCCGCUAGGUUAGUCUGGACCUUGGGUGGUUGGCCAGGAACUGGUGAACUCCUGGAGUGCAGCUGGGGCCCCACCCCCACAUCUCAGCAACAGCCAUUCUGUGGCAUUAUUUUAAACACUGCCUUUGAUUUUAACGUGUACGUUUGAUUGGAGGGACUACGGCUGCUGAGGGCUGGCAGCCCCUGCCUGGCAGCUUUUCUAGGGUCUUGUGGGGCUUCUUUGAGGAAAGCCCCAUUUUAAAUAGACCCCCCUGCUCUGCGAAUGUUCCAGCUGGUCUCAAAUGCUUCAGCCCCUGGCGAAAGUUGGGGAUCCCAUGAAAACGGCAGAUGAGGAGCCUCUACGUUCACACUGACUCAGGAGCCAGUGGACUCUGUUUACAAGUCCAGCUGGCUUGUCCAGUGGCCACAGCUGCCCAGCUCCAGCUGGGUGGUUCUGGCCUGCUCCACCUCUGCCAGCCAUUGAGACGCUCAUCCGGGCUCAGCUGAGCUGGUAGAACAGACUCCAGCUCCGUCAGCACCAUUGGGACAAAUCUCUUGUCCGUAGAGAUGCCUGGGGUAAGAAGGUGCCAUGUUGGUAGCCAAGUUUUAUAUGAAAAUCUGCAGUUUGCACAUUGGUUUAAUAAACAACGUUUAUCUA
This is a messenger RNA of Trachemys scripta elegans, 2713 nucleotides long. Its product is annotated as protein brambleberry-like. NCBI's taxonomy places the organism in Eukaryota, Metazoa, Chordata, Testudines, Emydidae. The coding region runs from base 486 to 2048 and encodes 520 amino acids. The record is from RefSeq and is a predicted model, not a curated record. The transcript is spliced from 12 exons.